GGUUGCUCUCCCAUUUUAGAGCUGUAGCUCCAAGCGUGAGGGUAGAAAGCAGCAGGGGAAGAAAAAAAUUACAGAAAGAUUUAAGCAGAAAGGAGAUGAAUUUAUUGCAACAAAUCUGACCUCUCAUUUAGAAGGAUUAACUGUACCUGCAUUGACACAUUAAUACCAAUAAUUAUGUCUAACAAACAGAGCAGCCAAGCAUCCCAGAGGAAACCAUCCACCAACAAGAACAUCAAGAAGCUCCGCACAGUUAGCAUGGUGUGCAGCCUGGCGAGCAGCUGGCAGCAGUGGGUGACGGAGAACGAGACAAAGCAGGCCAGUGAACCCAGCGGCUGGGCUCCAUCCUCACUGGGAGGACCAACAGAAGAACCCAAAAAGACAUGGGUCCCCAAGAAACCUCCUCCCUCUCAAGCCCAGCCAAAGGAAGUUUCUCAAAAUAAUGCAACAACUUCUGGAGAUGCUCAAAAGACAUUAGCUCCUCACGAGAAAACUGAGGGGGGUCUGACCUCAGCUGAGCCACCGGUUGCGUCUCGUAUCAAGACAAAGCAAGUGGUUAAAACGGUGACCAGUGGGGUUCAGGAGAAAAGCGCAGGCAUCGGACUCCUGACCGAGAAGAUCAAGAGAGAGGCUCUGCCAUCAGGCGAGGAGAUUGACAGGCUGCUGACGAAGAAAAGCUCACCCACGCGCCGCAGGAAGUGCUCCAACAUGGUAUCAUCACUGACCAAAAGCUGGAAGCAGGUGGAGAACGAGCAGAAGUUCGGAAAAGAAAGACAAGUACUAGGAGAGGCCCACACCUUUGGUGUAGAUAAAGAGGAGAGUGGACACACUGAGGCAGGAAAGGAGAGACUGGAGAUAGAGGAUGCUCAAACACACACAGCAAGCUUUUUAAAAGAAGCAGAGCAAAGAGACUGUGAAGGAGACUCUGAGUCAGCAGUGAAGAUUAAAAGACCUCCAGUAUCAGCGUACAAAAAGGAAGCUGAAGAUGCCAACAAGAUUAGUGCUCUCUCCAAGAAAUACAGUGCUGUGGGAAACCUUAAGAGCCGCUGGCAGAACUGGGCCUCGGAGCACAAUGUUAACCAGAAACUAAACCCCUUCAGUGAAUACUUUGACUAUGAUUACUCCAUGUCUCUCCGCCUCCAGAAGGGUCAGGAUGGUUAUGGACGCCCCAAAGAAGGCACUAAAACAGCGGAGAGAGCCAAACGUGCAGAGCAACACAUCCACCGUGAGAUCGCUGACAUGUGUUACGUGAUCAGGACUAUGGCUGAUCCAGACCCAGACGGAAAGACCCGCAUCACGUUUGGACAGCUGUUUGACAGAUACGUUCGGAUCUCUGAUAAGGUGGUAGGGAUUCUGAUGAGAGCCAGAAAACAUGGGAAGGUGGCGUUCGAAGGGGAGAUGCUGUGGCAAGGCCAGGAUGAUGGAGUGAUCAUUACUCUGCUGGUUUGAUAUUAACACCUGGGUCAGUGUUGUACUGGAAAUCCUCAGUUAUUAUCAGACAGGGCUAAGAGGAGGAUUUAAAAUACAAUUUGGCCUGGGUCUAUUCAGUGGACACUCGCAGAACAAUAUCAAAAGGAUACAGAGACUACAAAGCUUGGCGAAUGAGUCAAUGUGGAUUAUCCAAAGAAUUUUUUGCUGCUAUUUUUGUAGAUACUUGAAGACGCUUCCACUCAGCGUUGUGGAUGUGUGACGUGUAGCUCUCAUGCACAUGUUGUGAGAAAUCUGCAAAGACUUUGAAGUUUUAGUUCACAAGCUCUGGAGAGAUAAAUCCCGAGUUUUUGUCUACUUAUGUUUCCAUUCAGAGUAGCUUGCAGAUUUUCAUACGUGUCUCUUUUGCACUUUCUUUAUAGCUUAUGUUAAUGAGAUACUUAAGUAUCUGUUAAUGUACCAAAUAACCAGCAGCUUUGCAGUAUACUGUAGCGCAGUAAUUCAGACAGGGAUUGGGUUUCAUUGCCUGAAUUCUUUCAGCUCAGCACUCAUUACACUGUACCAGGCACAAUGCAGGGGAACAGAGCAGACCACAGCACUUUUAAAUCUCAUGGCCUGUUAGACUGAGGCUGUUAUGAUUAAUGUAAAGAAUGGCUGGGAAAACUUUCCUUUUCAAAGUCAGUUAUUAAAUUUUAGAAGAACUUACUGGGAUUUGUAAAAUCAUAAAGAACACAACUAAUGUUGUUUUCUUUUCUGAAAACGAUUGGGCAAAAGGCCAUAUUGAUAUAUACUGUACAUUUUACAGUAUAUAUCAAUAUGCUGAAAAAAUAUGUUUUCAAGACUUAAAUUUUCUUUAACUUCAUUUCAAUUUGUUAUUGCUACCCCUUCAGCCUUUAGAGGCAGUUAGAUUGCUGAAUUGAACUACAAUCGUCCAUUACUGACUUUCCUUUGCCCAUUUUCCGCAUGAGAUUCAUGUAAAAUUAAAGCAUGUGACACUGUAUUUACUGUAUGUUUCAUAUGACAUUUGAUUUCUGAAGCAUUCCCUCCUCCAAAAAAAAAAAAAAGAAAAAAAAAUGGUUUCCAGGAAGAGUCCUUAGAAAAACAUGAGGGAAGUAAAUGGAGACUUGGUUUAUGCAGAAAGAAAUUCUAAACAUUCACAUGAAGUGGUAUUGCCAGUCACUCGACAUGCCAUGGUAAGUCAAGUAAAUGUGAAGAGGCAGUUCAACAUUGCUGUGCCAUACUUGUUGCUGUUAGACGAUGAGCUUGACUCUUCCUGCAAGAAUUCUGAGCACAUGAAUUGGUCUGGCAGAAAUGUCCUAUGCUUCCUGUUGUGGACAGAUCUCGUCUCUUUUACAGAACCUGAAUCUGAGGAAAGGGACACCUGUGGGGACUCAGUAUGACCCUUCCAUUAACCAAACACCCUGAUCAAACUGAAAAGGCAUAUUCUGCUUAUUUAGAAUUUUCUGAAGAGGGGAAUUUAACACAAGUUAGCACUGCUGAUUUCACAUCAAGGCUCUGAGACUAGUAGUUUGGUUUUCGCUAAAGCAAAAAUUGGGGUUUUCCUUUUCCUUUAUAUGAAAGACCUUAUCAUUUGUCAAUUUCAUGUGUUGGUUAUUUAAAAAUGGUUAUAUAUAUAUAUGUAAUCACAAAGUUUGAUCAACAUUACAGUAAACUUGGCAUAUUGGCAUGUGGCAUGUUACAUGUUACAUGAAAGAAGCAUGACAUAAACAGGCAGCAGUCAAAGAAACAUACCUGACAUACUACGAACAGAAAACACCACCCACUGAUUUUUGUAAGAUGGUUAUGAUGAUUAACUGGUAGUUACUCCUUUUUUUUCCGGAAUUCAAAUCAGCCACACUAUAUAUAUGGACUGAACGCUGUACAGAAGUGCAGCGUUCUGGUGGGUGGCGAAGCUUCAUCAACUCUGAUGCACACUUGAACUGUAUAUUUCUAUCACAGAGAAAACUGCAAAUCAGACAG
Molecule: messenger RNA, 3405 nt
Organism: Toxotes jaculatrix (banded archerfish)
Lineage: Eukaryota; Metazoa; Chordata; Actinopteri; Toxotidae
Gene: abrab
Product: actin binding Rho activating protein b
Exons: 3
Coding region: 175-1446 (423 amino acids)
Biological process (GO): positive regulation of transcription by RNA polymerase II; positive regulation of Rho protein signal transduction
Cellular component (GO): sarcomere
Molecular function (GO): actin binding
Source: RefSeq, a predicted model, not a curated record